AUGGAAUACAACGAAGUAGAAGGUCAAGUCGAGCUGGUGGAGGCCGUGGAGCGGGUCCCGACCAUCGGGAACGAGGUUGUCAUCGACAACAACCAGCAAUGGCAGCAAGUCCAAGCGGAAGCAGACCCAGGCUUCCAAUACGCGGAUCCAGGUUUAAAUUUCCCCGAGCAAAAUGACCAAGAAGUCCAGGAAAUCCCAGCAAACAACCCCGUACCUGUCAACGAGCCCCCAAACGUCCCCGAGGAGCCAGUUCCUUGGAACCCGAACCAACUGGACCACAAUUUUGCCCAGCAGCAAGAGCCAGUCGAGGCAGAACCGGUGCCCGUGGCUCUGGAGCCGCCAGUGGUCGUGAUAGACGACGACUCUGACGACACCCAGGACCCGGAACCCGACGAGGAGAUUGAGAUGGCCAAAAAGAAGCUCAAGCUGGACAUCAAAGUCGACAAACCCGUCGAGGAAGACGAGGACAACGACGCGGGGCGACUCUGUCCAAUUUGUAUGGACUUCUGGAGCAACAGCGGCGACCAUCGGCUCUGCUCGCUACGCUGCGGGCAUCUCUUCGGGUAUUCUUGCGUCCAUAGGUGGCUGACGGUCGCUUGCACCUCCGGCAAUCGUCGCUGUCCCCAAUGCAAUAAGAAAGCCACGCAGAAGGACAUCAGGGUGAUCUACGCGACCAGCGUCUCGGUGAUAGACACCGUGGAGAUAGACAUGCUGAAGAAACAGCUUUUGGAAGUGAAUGCCGAGAAGAGUCGCGUCGAGCUGGAAUUAUCCAACAGCCAGUUGAGAAUUCGCUCCUACCAAGACCAGAUCGGGAACCUGCAGAAGCGAAUCGCCGAUCUGGAGCGCCAGAAGUCGGACAUGUCGAUGCGGAUCAACGAGUCGGUGAGCUCGGCGGCUAAAAAAUUCCACCUGGACAACACGGUAGACAUUUGCAAGGAAGGAGGGUGCCGUGUCCUCGCGUACAACCCCUGGUACGGAUGUCUCGCGGUCUCCCAGCAGUCGCGCAGUGCCUUAUUCACCGGCUACGGGGUCAAGAAAGUCCUGACAGACAAAUUCCAGACCAUGCCGCUGUUCAUGCUCCACACUCAGCAAAUCCGCGACAUCGCGUUCCACCCGGUCCAGCAGUCGCUGCUUCUGAGCAUCAGCUUUGACCGGACAGCCAAGCUGAUGGACAUUCAGAACAACGUCACCGUCCACGGGUACCCGAUAGAUUCUCAAGGCUGGAGUUGCUGCUGGUCCGGUGACAACCCCAAUAUUUUCCACGCGGGAACUCAGAAGGGCUCAAUCGUCCAGUUUGACAUCCGACAGACUUCUGGAGCUGUCGAUACUAUUGAGAGUCCUGGAGACAGGUCCCCGGUGGUGUCUCUCGCUUCAGUUCCGCCCAAUUCCUCCGGUGGGCUGAUUCGCGGCGGGUUCCUCGCGACUCGGCUCAACACCUGCUACGCGUACGAGCCCUGGAAUAAUGUCUACGUGCCCAAGCAGCUCUUCCUUGAGGGACCCUUCCUGUCGAUCAGGUAUGACGAGAAGAACCACCACGCUCUGGUCUCCUCCAGGCCCAACUCGAGACAACCCCAGUCCAGGCACCUGGUGCUCUCCGUCGAAGCCGGGAACGACAAUUCGGCUGUCUGUAAUGUUGUUCACACUUUCCUCGCGGGAAACUCCCAGAAGCUCAUGUCCAGGCCUUGUCAUGUCAACCUACAAGAUGACACCCUGGUCGCCGCCAACCAGGAAAACACCAAGAGCAUUCCUCUCUGGAGCAUUGGAACCGGAAAGCAGGUCCAUCAGAUUCAAGCUCAUGAUCCCGCGUUAGAUAUGGUCUCUUUUGCAACCAAUGAUAAAAUUUUUUUGGCUACCUUGUCGGAAAAGAAGCUUCGGCUUUAUAAUUAUGACUAG
This is a messenger RNA of Cotesia congregata, 1893 nucleotides long. Lineage: Eukaryota; Metazoa; Arthropoda; Insecta; Hymenoptera; Braconidae. The record is from the annotation of a GenBank genome assembly.